Molecule: messenger RNA, 2267 nt
Organism: Orbicella faveolata
Lineage: Eukaryota; Metazoa; Cnidaria; Anthozoa; Scleractinia; Merulinidae
Source: RefSeq, a predicted model, not a curated record
UAACUCAAUAGUGCACGCUAUUGGGUUUACCAUUUGUUAAAUGAUUCCUGCAGUGGCCAACUACUCUGGGCUAGGCCAAUAACUAUACAUUCCUCGAAAUUAAUACACUUUUUUUUAUAUACAAACAUCUGAGCAUCUGAAUGUCUGAGCGAUUCACUGCAAAUUUAAAAGAACGAUACAUCACUUACAAACUUGAAACAACCGAACUAAAGCUAUAGUAGCUUGCAAUCUAUUGUGACUGAAUUCCGAUGAUGGCGGUUAACACCUAGAAAACCGUACACUCACAAGGCGAUAAGAAGUGCUCCUGCGAAAUCUGUAGUUGGUGGUAAUAACCUCUUUAUGUAGCGAACAUGCAUGAACAGAAACCUUCAAUUCGGCUAAUUUACGUUCCAUAAUAUCACUAAAUAUAGAAAUACUGGUCCUGAUACUGAAUUUCUUCAGCACUAAAGAACUUGUAGAUGCAAAUAUUCCGUAAAUUAAACAUUUUUACUUGCAUUUGUCAUUCAAUAGGAAGAUGCCAAUAUUACCGAAGUAUCUUUAUUGAUGAAGUCAACAGGGAAGAACUCGUUAAACUUGGACAAAUUGAGAAGGGGGAAUUUUUCGGUGAAUCAACCCUUCUCGAUUCCAGUCCAUGUUUUUGCAGUGUAGCAAGUAUUGGUCCUGUAACCUGCUUCCUGGUCAACAAAUGGGCGUUAAAAACGAACGAAAGCGUUAUUCAAAUCCUGCGUCAAAACCGUCGCUAUUUCUUCAAUGACGAUGACAUCAAGCAUUACAUCCGGGACAGUGAUAUCUGGCAGAGCUUUAAGCGGUGCACGAUCACUGGUCUUUUAGAGAUGACGGGAAAAUGUGACGCGUCAGUUGACAAGAGCGAAAUGACUCCUACACUUUCAAGGGCUGUAGAUUAUGGAGAUGCUAAAAGGGUUUUAUUGAAAAACCCAAAUCAUGACGAUGAAAUACCCGGUAAACCAAGGGAAGCCGAGAAGCUGUUCGUGCCUCCUCGCUCAAGACGACGGUCAUCCGCCAUCCUAAACUGCAGCGCGGCUGCGGUAGUUAAAGCAGUUUUAUUGUUGAGAAAAAACUCUAAAAAUGACGCCGACAACAAUUUCAGUUUUCCUUUUCCUACGAAACCAAGCAGUGCGCCAGCAAGAGGUUAUCAGCGCCGAAAACUUCAUGGGAAAUGGAAGUCUCCAACAGUUGGUCAUCGACCAAAGAGUGUCAGAAGUCAGGAAGCAAAGGAUGGUUCAAAACGCGGUUCAAAUGGUAGAGUGUCUGUAUUUGGUCGUAGCAAUGAAGCUUCACCUCGAACUAACAUCAAAAGCCAGAAUAAAAUUGGUGACCCAGGGAGGGAUAAUUACAAAAAGAAACUAUCAAGCAGGGAGACAACAAAGAAGAAAUUAAAGGCCGCUUUCAAAGUCUCCCCUACUGCAGAGAAUACUAAAGAAGCAACGAUAAAGGUCAAAAACAGAACGAACAGCCUAAGCUUUCUUCCUUCUGUUGCUAUGGAGAGAAACGUUGCUCAAAAGCCUAAUGUUGUCAUUAAAGAAAUUAUCAACACCGGAAUUCCUGGUCGGCGGUUUUCUCCCAAAAGUUUUCGCAGAUUUGAGAGAAGUCUAUUUGACAUUCUAGAUAAUCCACCAAACUAUAAACAAAGCUCAUCCGAUGAAGAAUCUUCCUCUGCUACUAAAAGCCUAGUUUUAAAUCCAUGGAACAUUUCUUUAGUUGCCAGUAAAUGGAUGUCCACUGUUCGACAAGCACAGCGGAAGAAAAAUUCGCAUUCUCCGGAGGCGAUUCUUGACGAUACUGGACAGCCGCCGAUCAUUGUCAUUGAGGACUGGGCACCAGGUGCAGCGCUUAGCGAACCAGAAAGCGCAGAAACCGACGCUCAACUGUCAUCGAAUAGAAAGGCGCCAACGAGAAGGACGAGCCGGACUCCUACCCCUAUUCUAGAUGACGUCACAGAAGAGAGCGAAGAAGAGAUUCAGAAGUAUGAGCACGAGCUGAUGCCCUCUCAAAGGUUAGAAUUCUACGCCACACAGAAUCGUUAUGGACAAAAAUAAUUCACCUUCCCUUUCUUGGUUGAACCGCUUGAAACUCAUUACUAUAAUGAUCGAGAGAUAUUGUACCAAGAAAUCCAAGACACCAUGAUAUGCAGCAGUUCAAAGCAGUUGUUUCUAAUGAAAAAAAUUCUUCUAAUCUCAUUUCCUCUUUCAAAAUGAUAAAUUCUUUGGGACAACCCUAAUUAUAUACGUAUAUUAACAUUGAAAACU